Molecule: messenger RNA, 3111 nt
Organism: Lingula anatina
Lineage: Eukaryota; Metazoa; Brachiopoda; Lingulata; Lingulida; Lingulidae
Biological process (GO): cell differentiation; regulation of transcription by RNA polymerase II; anatomical structure morphogenesis
Molecular function (GO): RNA polymerase II cis-regulatory region sequence-specific DNA binding; DNA-binding transcription factor activity, RNA polymerase II-specific
Source: RefSeq, a predicted model, not a curated record
GAUGACACGCCGAAUCAAACGGCAAGGAAACCUUUCUAUGACUGUAACAUCAACACUUUUCAUCAAUGAAACAAGAAAGUCAAAUGAAUUGACCAUCUACGGGUAACUUUGUGUUAAGUAAGCAGCAAAGGGAUCUUCAGUGGCAGCAGACGUGAUCACAAACUCGGCAUCCAAGGGGUAACUACGUCCAGACAUUUGUGACAGUCUAUUAACUUUUCAUCAUUACAUCAUUUUUGUAAUUCAAGUAACUUAAAACUUUAGUUUUUGAAAAAAAAACUUAUUUUUCGGAUAAAAAUGCAGCCUUCGAGUGGGCCCCAGAUGCCAUUUGUACCAACCACAGCGUCGCCAGCAACGCUUAUUCCUUUUUCGGGGUUAAAAGUUCCGAACCCGACGUACCCUGCUCUCUCGGCUUCUGGGUCUGGACUGUCUGCAGUCGCUGCCGCGGUGAUGACCCAUCCCAGUCUACUGACGGCCGAAUUUCACCACCGGGCUCAUUUGUAUGACCUCUCCCGGCUACAGUAUGGUUUUCACGGGUACCACCCUCAUGCAUUUUCACCCUACCAUCCCGCCGCUGGGUCCCCAGGGUUUGCCCAUGCUUUCUUGUACGGCAGAACGACGGCGGAUCCGCGUACCAGAUUUCUCCACGAGGAACCGAAACCCAGUCAUAGCUAUAUUGGUCUUAUCGCCAUGGCAAUUCUCAGUGUUAAAGAGAAAAAACUUGUGUUAAGUGACAUCUACCAGUGGAUUUUGGACAAUUAUGCAUAUUUCCGCACUCGAGGACCAGGCUGGAGAAACAGUAUAAGGCACAAUUUAUCCCUAAAUGAUUGCUUCAUAAAAGCUGGGCGUAGUGCAAAUGGCAAGGGCCACUAUUGGGGCAUACACCCUGCAAACAUCGAAGAUUUCAAGAAAGGGGACUUUCGCAGGCGCAAAGCACAGCGAAAAGUUCGCAAACACAUGGGUCUCUCCGUGCCUGAAGAUGAAGAUAGCCCAAGCCCAUCGCCAACGGCUCCCCCCUCUGACUGGCAGAGAAGAAUGUUUGCCGAUUCUCCUUGCCCAAGUUCAGACGCAGACGACAAAGAUGCUGUGCAAGAUAAAACAAUCGCUGCACCUUCAUCCCCAGUGGCAGAAGAAGAGGAGUUGAUAACAGUGCUCCCCAUUUCCUCAGCGAGCAGAAAACGCAUGUUUGAUGUAGAAAGUCUGUUGGCACCGGACGAUGAUAGCAAGUGCAACAAAACUAAACGACAACGCGUGGAGGAAGAUUUCGCAAGUACAAGUGAAACGAAGCUCACAGAAGAUGAUAAUACUGAUCCAGAAGAGAGAAAAGUGAAUGACAACAAGGAAAGUCGUGAAAUAAAAACUGAAGCAAACACAUGUAGCAGAGAAUCUCCCCCAGUAGCCAGACAAUUAAUAACUGGUGGCUACCGCCAUCACACUGGGGAGUUAGUUUCGUUUUCUGGAACGGGCUUCAUGUGGCCUCGUCUGAGCCCUCACACCGCUACCCUCCACGGCGCCUUUCCACAAACAAGCAGCGCAACGGUGACUUCAUGGUCUACCUUGGCUUCACACAGCCAAAUAUCUCCUCGCUUCCUUCGACCCACCACGUCCGUCUCGCCGCGUGAGAAUAAAGACGUUGACUCGUUCAGGUGGCAAGAAUCGCUAGCUAAAAUAAUGGCCAAAUCCUACGACAAAAAGUUGAGCAAUCCUGACAGUGAGUAACUACAAUAUUUAUAUUAUACAAGUUGAUAUCCACAUGCCAAACUGUACAUAUAUUUGUUAUAUUGUAGUAUAGAUAAGUGUUUACAAUAUGUUGUCAUUAGUUUAUCCAAAACCUGAAGUCGCAUAUUAUAUGGUUAUACUGUUAUUAUAAAAAGGAUAGAUAUUGCCACGCAUUAUUGAAUUGAUAAUAUUUAAUGAGACUUUAGUUAUAAGAACGAGACACAAUAUUUUUUUAUUUCAAACGUGCAAUUUAAAUCAUAUUUAUAUUUUAUCAUUUUGUCAGUCUAUUGUUACAAAGCGAUUAGUAUUUGAGGAUUAAAGGAUUCCUUUUCACUGAAAAAUGUCAGAAACAACGGUUUUGUUACCAAAAUGACAUUAUCUUUUUGUACUCCUCAGUACAAGUUAGGUGCCACAUCGAUAUCGCACCUCCCUAAACAUAUCGAUUUCAAAAGGGAGAAGUUUUUUAUCAUGAUUAGGAUACGCUGCGGUUGCACAUGCGGUUGCAUUUUGCAGUUUUUCAGUUCUUGAGAUAAUCGUUAUUAUUGAUAAAUGUAUUUAAUGAUACAAAAAUAUUGUAUAUGUGUACAGCUUUUUCACACAAUAUGUAUGUGGCGCCUUUAAAUGUUCCGUAACACUUAGUAUUGAUCAAAAAAUUAAUGCUGUGCGUUAAAAUAUUGUUUCCAUCGUCAGUGUGCAAUAAUCUUUUAUGUUGUUACUUUUUUUUUCAAUUGAAAUAAUUAAAAAGCAUUAAAUGUAGCUGCGUUAAUGUUCCAAUUUUUAUGUUGUUAUUUAUUUUCAAAUGGAUAAUUGAAAUGUAUAAAAUGUAGCCACAUUAAGGUUUCAAUUUUCAGUAUAUUUUCAUAAAUGUUAAGAAAGAUUUCUGGCAAAUCUUUGCAUAUUUAAAGCGAAGGAACAUAAUCAAUUUUAUUACUUUAACAAAAUUGAUAUUCAUGUAUCACAGUGUUUUGAUAGCACUAGCGAGAUUGAAAAAAAAAGCACGUUAUAUAUGUAUAUCAUGAGCAGUUUCCGCCUAAAGCUGCAUGCAGGCAGCACAGUUUAUAAUCUGGGGUUAUCUCGGAGAGUAAGAAAAUUUGUUCAUUUUAAAUUCUGUUUUUAGCGAAAACGGAUGUCACCCAAAUUAAGGAUCUGUAUGUAUAUGAGGAUGCGUGACCAAAUGUUUAGGUCACGCGCAUGUAAAAUAAACAUAAUCACAAAGACGGGGAGUAACCCCUUUCAACUUCCUGUAGACCGCGUUUGACACUUACCUAACCUUAUUACUUGUACUAUUUUAUAAUACAAGUAAUUCUAGGAACUUUUGUAAGGUGGAAGAACUUUUUACUUUACAUGGGGCAUUUUAAAUUAAGUUUGUACAUGAAAAAUGUUCAUGUGUGAAAU